CCCCCAAGCUGCCGACACACCCUCUUGAGGAGAAGAAAUGGUAAAGCUUGAUUUUUUUCCCUUCUUUCUUGUUCAAGAACAAGCUUAGAACCUAGAACCCCCCCUAAAGCCAAGAAAAUUUUAGAUCUUGCGACCUUUCUUCUCCCCUGCUACCGGUUUCAGCUUGGUGAGGGUGGGGAUUUUUUGAUUUUCUGGUAAGGGAACCACCAUGAAAUCAUCGCUUUAGCUUUGAUUUGCCUUGGGUUUACUCUAAUUUUGUGUUGUUCCUUCAAUUUUGGUAACCCGUGAGUGAGUUCAUUUUUCUUCUCCCCGUUGGCUCCCUUCCCAGUCGGACCCGGUGCUGCUUGCUGGGAGAUUUUGGGUUCGUGAUUGUUUUGUCACCAGAGCACUUGGCUUGAGUUUCCAAUUUUAUGCGAUUUGAGCCUUGCCCGAUUCUGCUCUUCUUCUCAUUUCUUCCCGCUGCAGCCACCCGAAGAAAAAAAAAGGGGAACCCGGCACUAGCCUUGAGGAAAACCGGUAAGCAGCCUGAUUUUAUCCUUCUUUUCUGGUCCAAGAACCUGAUUUGGAACCCAGAAAUCUCUCCCCCUGCAGGAAAAUCCGAAUCUGCCCUGCUUUGCUCUGUCCUUCCGCCAGCUGCUCCUGCUUUGUGGGGGUGAUUUGCUCCGGUUUUGGUCCGUGACUUUCCCUGCAACUUGCCGCCGGCAACUUCCCCAACCUGCAGUCCGGUUUCUUUGCUUGCAAAUUCUGGAAGUGAAACCAAGCACGGGAAAACCACGGGAAGUGACGAGUUAGAAGGCUAGCCAUUUCGAGAUUGAUAUAGAUUCUAGAAAUCAUGAUCUUGUAAACCAGAGUGUAUUUGGAGGUUUUAUGAUAUCAGAGUCAAAUUAUAAAAUUUGAUCUUCAGAUUUUGAUGGUAUCAGAUUGUGAUUGGAUAAGUUUCGAGCCUUGUUCAUUUGUGGGACCCUCUCACGAGUGCACGGCAUCUGCCACGUCCCCGGAUUUGGGUUCUGGGGCGUGACAGUACCCGUACCUAUUUUUUGUGAUUAUACUGGUUGGCAUGCUAUAAAUUUAAUUAAGGGCU
Rubroshorea leprosula is the source of this 1081-nucleotide messenger RNA. The record is from the annotation of a GenBank genome assembly. NCBI's taxonomy places the organism in Eukaryota, Viridiplantae, Streptophyta, Magnoliopsida, Malvales, Dipterocarpaceae.